This is a messenger RNA of Aedes albopictus (Asian tiger mosquito), 3672 nucleotides long. RefSeq lists its product as uncharacterized. The record is from RefSeq and is a predicted model, not a curated record. Gene Ontology annotation, biological process: DNA integration. NCBI's taxonomy places the organism in Eukaryota, Metazoa, Arthropoda, Insecta, Diptera, Culicidae. The transcript is spliced from 3 exons. Gene Ontology annotation, molecular function: nucleic acid binding. The coding region runs from base 1 to 3672 and encodes 1223 amino acids.
AUGGCAGAAAAUCACACUCAUCGUCAGGUGACACAGUCGCUGCUCUUUAGAAUUCUUCCUGUGACGUUGCACGGGCCCAAGGGGCCAGUGGAUACUUUCGCGUUCCUCGACGAUGGGUCCUCUCUAACGCUGGUUGAGGACAGUCUGGUCAAGGAGCUCGGAGUCGAAGGAGUAACAAUGCCAUUGUGUCUGAUGUGGACGGCGAACGUUACACGCACCGAACAAGGAUCGCAGCAAAUGUCGCUGACCAUUUCAUCCGCCGGUGGAAAGAAGUACUCACUACAAGAAGUUCAAACUGUUCAGGAGUUGUCGUUGCCCAUGCAAACCCUCUCGUAUGAUCGCCUGUCCGAACAAUUUGAACACCUUAAGGGUCUUCCAGUUAGAAGUUACACCAAGGCAGUACCGAAGCUGCUGAUCGGAGUUAACAACUUGGACUUGAUGGUUCCGCGGAAAGUGCGUGAAGGACUGCGGCGCGAACCUGUUGCUGCGAAAACCAGGCUAGGGUGGUGCAUCUAUGGAGGGACAGCAAGCGAUGGCCAAAGAUCAUCAGUCAACUACCAUGCCUGCGGAUGUACGUCGGAUCAAGCCCUACAUGAUCUCGUCAAGGACUUCUUCACUACGGAGGAAGUCAUCAUGCAGCCCGUCGUUCCCCUAGUAUCCGAGGCAGAUAAGCGCGCUCAACAAAUAAUGGAGGAAACUACGAUCCGAGUUGGCAAUCACUUCGAGACCGGCCUAUUAUGGAAGUUCGACCACGUAGAGCUUCCAGACAACUACAGCAUGGCCCUUCGACGUUUACAGUGUCUUGAAAAGCGUAUGGAUCGGAACCCGGAUCUUCGAGAAGCUUUGCAACGUCAGCUGGAAGACUAUCAGCUGAAAGGCUACGCGCAUCGUGCCACAGAAGCGGAGUUAGCUAGCGCCGACAUUCGUCGAGUAUGGUAUUUGCCGCUAGGAGCGGUAGUAAAUCCUCGAAAACCAGGCAAGAUCCGAAUGAUUUGGGAUGCUAGAGCGGCCAUAAACGGGAUUUCUCUGAAUUCGGUACUGCUGAAGGGUCCUGAUCAGCUGACAUCACUUCCUGGUGUUCUCGUGCGCUUCCGUCAGUUCAAGGUGGGCGUCUCCUCCGACAUACGAGAGAUGUUCCACCAAAUCUUUAUACGUAAGGAGGACCGUCACUCGCAGCGGUUUCUGUGGCGGAUGAAUCCCGCCGACAAUCCCGACGUGUAUCUCAUGGAUGUCGCCACAUUCGGCUCAACGUGUUCCCCUGCGUCUGCUCAACACAUUAAAAACAAGAACGCUAGGGAGUUCCAAGAGCUGUAUCCCCGAGCAGUCGAAGGCAUAGUGGACAACCAUUACGUAGACGACUCCCUGGAAAGCUACGAAUCAACGGAGGAGGCGAUCAGGGUGUCCCAAGAAAUGCGUUAUGUCCACGAACAGGGCGGUUUCGAGUUGAGGAACUGGCUGUCAAACAGUAACGACGUUCUGACCGCUAUAGGUGAAACCAAAUCAGGAGAAGAUAAGAGAUUUGCAGCGGACAAACAAGGCGACUAUGAGCGAGUUCUCGGACUCUUGUGGUCGACGCUGGAAGAUGCCUUCAGCUUCUCGACCGUGAUGAAACCAGAUAUUUCCAGUCUGGUUACGACUGGCGAACGCCCUACAAAAAGGCAGAUGCUGAAAUGUCUGAUGUCACUUUUCGAUCCACUGGGAUUCCUGAGCCUGUUUGUAGUACACGGGAAGAUUCUCCUGCAAGAAGUGUGGAGAACGGGAGCACAGUGGGACGAAAAGGUCAACGAUGAUCUUUACCUACGGUGGAAAAAUUGGACCCAACUGUUCGAAGCUGUUAGUCGACUCAAAAUACCUCGCUGUUACUUCUCAGGUGCAACCAAAGAACGGUAUCAAAAUCUACAACUACACCUGUUUGUAGACGCCAGCGAGUCGGCGUACUGUGCGGUUGCGUAUUUCCGGACGAUCAACGAUGAAGGAAUUCCCGAAUGUGCACUCGUGGCAGCCAAAACAAAGGUGGCCCCGCUGAAGACUCAAUCGAUUCCGCGCUUAGAAUUGCUGGCCGCUGUACUUGGCGCACGAUUAUCGAAGUUCAUCGAGGAGAAUCAUACCCUGCGGAUCACCAGGAAGGUGUUUUGGAGCGAUUCAGCAACGAAUCCGGCGGACAUUGCGACGAAGUGGGGAAGUGGUCCGGAUCUUAACGCAAACAGUGUCUGGUUCAAGGAUCCGUCAUAUCUUCGGAAGCCCGAAGCAGAGUGGCCCACGCAAAGUAUUUCUACGCCACCCACGGAAGAUGAGCUUCGCCCAUGUUAUGCGCACAAAGCGAUACAGAUCCCGGAACAGCUGGUAGACAUCACCCGCUUUUCUCGGCUAUCCAGAGCAGUUCGCGCUGCCGCCUAUGUAUAUCGUUUCGCUGAAAAUCUGAAGCAGAAAAUCGCUGGGCGCGAACGGUUCGUAGGUCCUUUGACCUCCGAGGAACUCCGAAAAGCAGAGAGUUUGCUUAUAUGCGACGCCCAAUGGCAAUGCUUUCCGGAUGAAUUGAUGGUCCUACAACGAAACAGUUCGAAACCGGCGACCGAGCAAACACCGUUAGAGAAAAGCAGCGCCAUUUUCCAACUCUGUCCAAUCUUGGACGAUCAGGGCAUUCUUCGAGUGGACAGUAGAAUCGGCGCGGCUCCAAACGUCGAUAGGGAAGCAAAGUUUCCAGUUAUCCUUCCAAGAAAACAUGCGCUGACUACUCUACUGCUGGAUCACUACCACCGUAAAUAUCGUCAUGGGAAUACCGAAACAGUAGUGAACGAAGUCCGUCAACGAUACUACGUCCCACGACUCCGUACGGCGGUAAGCUGUUUGGCCAAGAUUUGUCAAUGGUGUCGAGUCUACAAGUGUUCGCCGAAGAUUCCUCGCAUGGCACCGUUACCGCUGGCUCGGAUGGCCUCUUUUGUAAAACCCUUCACGUACACGGGUCUGGACUUCUUUGGACCGCUGACAGUGAAGAUCGGAAGGAGCAACGCGAAACGCUGGAUUGCUGUAUUCACGUGCCUAACGAUAAGAGCGGUGCACGUGGAAGUGGCACAUAACUUGACCACGGACUCCUGCAUCAAAUGUAUCCGACGGUUCGUUUGCCGCAGAGGAGCGCCGGCCGAAAUCUACUCGGACAACGGCACAAAUUUCCUGGGUGCCGCUAGACUGUUGAAGGAGCAAGUAGAGCAACUAGCCGUCACUUUCACGGGAACUGCUACCAAGUGGGUGUAUAACCCGCCUGGCACUCCGCACAUGGGCGGGGCAUGGGAGCGGAUGGUUCGCUCCAUCAAAGUUGCUGCUGAGACGGCGUACAACAACAGCCGCAAGCUGGACGACGAAGCGUUGGUCACCUUUAUGGUGGAGGCCGAAUCGAUAGUGAACAGCCGACCUCUAACCUAUCUGCCGGUGACGUCGGAAGAAAACGAGGCAAUAACACCGAACCACUUCCUGCUCGGCAACUCAAGCGGAGUCCGGCAGCCGAUAGCUGAAGCAACAGAUCCAGCCGAAGCUUUAAGAUCGUCGUGGCAUCAGCUGCAGCAUCAGCUAGACGUAUUCUGGAGAAGGUGGAUAAGGGAGUACCUACCCACGCUGACUAAGCGACCGAAGUGGUGUAGCGAGGUGGAUCCUAUAGCUGAAGGACACUUAAACUAA